AUGGCGAAUUGGGAAAUAGUGGAAUUGCACAGGAAUUCAGCCAAUUGGCCAAAACCGUUGGGGGAAAUUGUAAGAAUAGAGAAAAGGGUCUUCCCUAAACAUGAAUCGCUUGCAAAGUCGUUCGAAGAAGAGCUCAGAAAGAAGAACAUUGGGUUGCUUUACUCUGAAAUUGGAGGUGAAAUUGCAGGAUAUGUCAUGUAUUCUUGGCCCUCCUCACUCUUUGCUUCAAUUACGAAACUCGCAGUCAAAGAGAACCAUAGAAGAAGAGGCCAUGGUGAAGCGUUGCUUAAAGCAGCUAUACAGAAAUGCAGGACUAGAAAUGUUCACCGCAUAUCACUUCAUGUAGAUCCCUCUAGAAGCCCAGCUAUGAGUCUUUACAAGAAACUUGGCUUCCAGCAUGGCGCAAUUGCUCUGGUUAGCAAAAUCCAGUGUCAUUGGAUACAAGCUUUUGGACUUGAGCAGAUCAAAACAAGCAUUGCCACAAGGUCAACUCAGAAAAUGACGAUGAUUGGAUUCAGUGUAUGA
Molecule: messenger RNA, 525 nt
Organism: Fraxinus pennsylvanica
Lineage: Eukaryota; Viridiplantae; Streptophyta; Magnoliopsida; Lamiales; Oleaceae
Source: the annotation of a GenBank genome assembly